Molecule: messenger RNA, 2957 nt
Organism: Macrobrachium nipponense
Lineage: Eukaryota; Metazoa; Arthropoda; Malacostraca; Decapoda; Palaemonidae
Product: solute carrier organic anion transporter family member 74D-like
Exons: 15
Coding region: 208-2430 (740 amino acids)
Biological process (GO): sodium-independent organic anion transport; transmembrane transport
Cellular component (GO): plasma membrane
Molecular function (GO): protein binding
Source: RefSeq, a predicted model, not a curated record
CGUUUUCGGGCUAACUGGGCAGAACGUCGUUGCCUUGAAAAAGCCACGUUCACUCUGGCCUGCGCGGCGUCAGCUGCAAGACAAGACAGGAUUCUUCUUCCUCGGGCUUCUGGCGUGAACAUAAAACGUCUUGAAAAACUCGGCAUUCGGGGAAGUAAAAUCUGAUGUGACCACCUUUCGCUCCCGUCACCUGAAAGUCAAGACAACAUGAGGAAGGGCGACCUCCUGAAGAAUCUUCAGCAGAAGCUGGACUUCGUGGACGGCACCAAGAGGGACAGCAUCAUACCUCCCGAAAAGUCGGAGGAGGUGUCCGGGCUCUUGCAUACUGAAGACGACGUCGAGGACACGAAAUGCGGCAUCGGCUUCUUCAAGCCAAAGUGGCUACAGUUCUUGGCACGGAAGGAGAUUUACAUUUUGGUGUACUGCUUAGUCGGAAUAACCCAGGGGAUGUUCUUCACUUACACCGUCGCAGUUUUGACAACGAUAGAGAAAAGAUUCAAGCUGACGAGUAAGCAGUCAGGAGUCUUCCUAGCAGGAAACGACAUCUCUCAAAUCAUCCUGUCGGUGUUCCUCGGUUACUAUGGCAACUACGGACACCGCCCGCGAUGGCUGGGCGUCGGAAUCACCAUCGCCGCUUUAUCGGGCUUCGCGGCCGCCUUCCCGCACUUCUUCUACGGGCCUGGGCAAGACGCCGUCGACAUAGCAGAGUUCUCUAUCCAGAGCAGCAUGGGAGGGGCGGCACACGUUGCGAAUUACACUUCGAAGGAAAAGGAGCAAGAAGUCUGCUACUUCCAACCAGACACUUGCGGGAAAGACACCAUUGGGGAAUCCUACCUGGGUCCUGUCAUCAUCUUCUUCCUGUCUCAGUUCAGCUUAGGGGUCACCGUCUCCCUGUUCUACAGCCUCGGCGUUACUUAUCUCGACGACAACGUCAACAAAAAGGUUUACCCCAUAUAUUACGCAAUUUCUUACAUGCUAAGAGUUCUGGGCCCCGUCACGGGGUUCUUCGUCGGCGGCAAGUGUCUCUCGGUGUGGAUCGACCCUUCCAAACAGCCCAAUCUCACGAGGAGGGACCCUAGAUGGUACGGUGCUUGGUGGAUAGGUUAUCUCUUCAUCGGGUGCAACCUUUUGUUCUGCGGCGCCCUCAUGCUGCUCUUCCCUAGGAAGCUCCCGGCCACCCUGAAGAGGGAGACGAAGAAGGUGAUAAGGCAGGCCAGGAAGGACGAGAAAGAAGGCAGCAGUCGAGGGGUCGAGUACUUCGUGUCCCUCGCCAAGAACAAGAAGGAGACACACGAGAAGCCGACCCUUCAAAAUCUAAGGAAGGCGUUCGUGCGCCUCUUUACCAAUAAGAUCUGGGUAGCAACCAUCUUCAACACAGUCGUUGCCGCGUUUGCUGGCGCAAGUUACUGGUACUUCAAACCGAAGUAUCUCGAAAGUCAGUUUCGAAAGAGCGCUUCUGAUUCUAGUUACUAUACAGGCCUGGUAGCCCUUGUGUCCAUGAUAUUCGGAACUGGCAUCGGUGGUGUGGUCAUGAGAUGGAUUCAUCCCGGGCCGAGGUUUGUCGCUGGGUACAACAUCUUCAUCACGUGUGUGACCACGGCGAGCUACAUUCUCAAGAUGUUCGUCGGGUGUCCGAAACUUAACGUCAUUGGUCCGAUAGAUGGCUCUGAAGCACCUCCAUGCUCAGCAGGCUGCGGAUGUUCCGACAGAUUCACUCCUAUGUGUUCCCAAGAUGGCAGUACACUCUUCUACUCGCCAUGCUAUGCCGGGUGCACCGUUGCCAAUACCUCAGCGAGUCCAAUAGUUUACAGCAACUGCCUCUGCAUCUCGAAUGCUACAGACCCUCUGAAUCAGGUUUUCUCUCAGGGAGAUUCUACAGGCACUGAUUCUCAGUUUUCCUUUGGCUACGGCAUCAGUGGUUAUUGUGAAGAACCCUGUAAUCAAUUCAUCUACUUCAUCGUCAUCGAGACAGUGGUGAGAAUUAUUGAGGCAACGGCCAGGGUGGGAAACUCUCUCAUCUACAUGAGGUGUACAUCGGACGAAGAUAAGAGCGUCUCCCUCGCUUUGAUGACCGUCUUCCUGAGCGUCUUCUCCUUCAUCCCGGCGCCCAUUGUUAUGGGGGCCAUUGUUGACUCCGUGUGUCUUGUGUGGGAUAAGGCGUGCGGCACUUAUGGAAACUGCUGGCUCUACGAUUCCGAAAAACUGCGAUAUAUCAUUCAUCUGGUCCCGGCGGGUUUGGUUCUCGUAUCCAUUCUGGGAGACAUCGUGGUCUACAUAUACAGCGAAAAUCUCGAUCUCUACGGGGAGAGAGAGAACAUCCUAGACGUUGGGAAAAACCUGGCCGAACCACCGGAGAAAGUUCCACUGAACAAGGUGGAACUGGAGAAACGGGAAGAGGCGAUAUACGGAACAGACCAAAACCUGAAAUAAAAUCUGGAAAGAUAGAGUUCGCCGGAUUCCCGAUAUUUUCUGGCGAAAUUCUCGGCUAUUAAAAGUUCGGAUUACGGAAUUGGACAGAAGGCUGAUUUCUCGUCUGCACCGCGGAAGAAGAAGAAAAAGAAGAAGAAGAAGAAGAUAUACGCCAAAAGGACUCAAAGUUCUCUUAUGGUUACUGGACGGAUUCUCGAUUAAAUUGUGAAUUUCAUUAGAUAUGGUCGGCAUUCCCGCAUUAAUUAUAAGGGAGAUGAACCAGACACUACUGUGUAUACGGCCGAAAUCUUUAUGAAAUCGUGUAAUCUAUGAUAAAAAACGAAAAGCUAGACAACGAACGAAGGAAAUGUUAAGGCAUCUGAAACGAAGGGGCCAGCUGAACCAUUUUAUUAACUAGAGAGAAACUCCAGGUCGAACAUUGUGAAGGUGUGUUCUUUAGGGACAUCUAUGAACAGUGUAUGUGACGGAGUGAAGGUGUCUAAGUGGAAAUAAUUUUAAGUAUAUUUGAGAAUAAACAGUCUCCAAUA